This is a messenger RNA of Trichomycterus rosablanca, 392 nucleotides long. RefSeq names its product chemokine (C-C motif) ligand 27a (gene ccl27a). The coding region runs from base 1 to 312 and encodes 103 amino acids. Gene Ontology annotation, biological process: immune response. Gene Ontology annotation, cellular component: extracellular region. NCBI's taxonomy places the organism in Eukaryota, Metazoa, Chordata, Actinopteri, Siluriformes, Trichomycteridae. The record is from RefSeq and is a predicted model, not a curated record. Gene Ontology annotation, molecular function: chemokine activity. The transcript is spliced from 3 exons.
AUGGAGUGCCGAGCAGCAGCCCUGGUUCUUCUCGUCCUGUGUGCCUUCAUCUUCACAUUCAGCGAAGGAUACAUCCCAAACUGCUGUCUGAACACUUCGAAAAGAAUUUCCUAUAGGGUAUCGAAGAGAAUUACACGAUAUGAUGUUCAGACAGAUACUGGAUCUUGUGAUAUAAAGGCACUGAUCUUGCAUGUGGGCAAGGAAAGACUCUGCAUCGACCCGCAACUGGAAAAAAAGGUGCAACGAAUAUUAAAGUACAACAAAAAACGUGAAAGACUGCAGAGAAUGCAUGGAGGGAUGCAGGAUGAAUAAAGAUGGGAUGAAGAUGAUGAGAUGUGUUUAUAUCCAGCGUAUCAGCUUUUUAAAAUUUGUUUCUGAAUAGCAUGCUGUCU